UUUAGUACACACAAACGCAAGCAGAGACGAAUAAACGAAACAAGGGCAGAGGGAGAAACGUCCCGUUACUCUCAGCGUCACACACGGCUGAUGGUGAGGAUAAUUCCCAUGGCAUCGUCCUCAAUACGACCUUCGUUCUCACCGUUUAGGUGCUCCGGUGGUGUUGCUUCCACGCGUUUUGGCGUUUCCCUUUCUCCGCUCCACCUCCCCCGGCGCCUUCUUUUCUCUCAUCUCGGCAGCGCUGCUCCCGAGUCACAAUUAUUUGGUUUCAAAGCUUCUAAGAUGUCGAGAGGUGAAGAAAACAAGUCAGGGAUGCCUAUUGUUGGAAAUGUGGUACGGGCAAGCACGGCAGCCACCCAAGAGACUGCUGCUCUAGAAUGGGUUAAAAAGGACAACCGAAGAAUGCUCCAUGUUGUUUAUAGAGUUGGGGAUUUGGAUAGGACCAUCAAAUUUUAUACCGAGUGUUUGGGAAUGAAGCUGUUGAGGAAACGGGACAUACCGGAGGAGAGAUACACAAAUGCUUUUCUUGGAUAUGGGCCAGAAGAUUCUCAGUUUGUUAUUGAACUCACUUAUAAUUACGGAGUUGAUAAGUAUGACAUCGGAACUGCAUUUGGUCAUUUCGGUAUUGCUGUUGAUGAUGUUGCCAAGACUGUGGAACUUAUAAAGGCCAAGGGUGGAAAAGUAACCCGAGAACCUGGCCCAGUGAAAGGUGGUUCAACUGUAAUUGCAUUUGUUGAGGAUCCCGAUGGUUACAAAUUUGAACUAAUUGAGAGGGCUACUACUCCUGAACCUUUGUGCCAAGUAAUGCUCCGCGUUGGUGAUCUUGAUCGUGCAAUAAAAUUUUACGAGAAGGCCUUUGGCAUGGAACUUCUUCGCACACGAGAUAAUCCACAGUACAAGUAUACAAUAGCCAUGAUGGGCUAUGGGCCCGAAGAUAAAAAUGCUGUGCUUGAGUUGACGUAUAAUUACGGGGUCACUGAUUACGAUAAAGGAAAUGGUUACGCUCAGAUUGCUAUUGGAACAGAUGAUGUUUACAAAACUGCAGAAGCAGUUAAACUCUUUGGUGGAAAAAUUACCCGGGAACCCGGACCUUUACCUGGUAUCAACACCAAGAUCACGGCAUGCUUAGAUCCCGAUGGCUGGAAGACGGUCUUUGUUGAUAAUAUUGAUUUCCUCAAGGAGUUGGAGUGAGUUUUGGAAAGUGAAAUCCAAAUCUGAGCUGAAAAUAUUUGUUGAAGAAAUUCUUGGUGAGAAUGCAGCCAGUCCCGUUCUGUAGAUAAAUCUUUUAUGGCGACAAUCGGAUAGGCGUUCGAUUCGCCAAAAAGAUGAAGUCUUUAAAUGUGAGUUUCUGUUUACUUAUCUUCCUCUAUGUUUGACUCACUCACUUGUUGGGAGAUGAAUGUAAGCAUAUAAAAUGUAUUACAAAUUUACAAGUAUUUUUCUUUGAA
Hibiscus syriacus is the source of this 1448-nucleotide messenger RNA. RefSeq names its product probable lactoylglutathione lyase, chloroplastic. Gene Ontology annotation, cellular component: cytoplasm. The coding region runs from base 91 to 1191 and encodes 366 amino acids. The record is from RefSeq and is a predicted model, not a curated record. Gene Ontology annotation, molecular function: metal ion binding; lactoylglutathione lyase activity. Lineage: Eukaryota; Viridiplantae; Streptophyta; Magnoliopsida; Malvales; Malvaceae. The transcript is spliced from 10 exons.